Molecule: messenger RNA, 912 nt
Organism: Blumeria graminis f. sp. triticale
Lineage: Eukaryota; Fungi; Ascomycota; Leotiomycetes; Helotiales; Erysiphaceae
Source: the annotation of a GenBank genome assembly
AUGGGUUGUGUCUUUGCUUUUCUCUCGACUGUCAUGCGGCAUCUAGUGCUCAUUAAUUUAAGCUCUUCUAAUUCCCUCUAUCGUGCCUAUCAGUAUCCUAACCCUCGAUUUCCAGAGCUCAACGCCGAAAGAGAGACUUACUACUUCAGGUCCAUGAAAAUGGGACCAAGAGCAUUGACUGCCAUCUACUGCUCACCCACAAUAACGGGACAUGAGCUUCUGGAAAAAAUUAGCAGUGGUUAUGUUGAUGUCACGGCACCAGCCGAGCCUACAUUACAAAACAUUCCCGAAGCCGAGGAAGCUUGUCUAGCUAAGAUUCGACCAUUGCUUUCGGAGAUUUCGAUUUCGCAGCUCUUGAAGAUUCCCGGUAAUUUUGAGCCUUGUACAAGCAAAAUUAUAGCCAGCUUAGCUUUUAAUGGAAUCUUUCAAAUCUAUGGGGGCUAUAAGUGUUUUGCGCCGCCAGCGAAGUUCACGAGACCUAUCGUCAAAGCGGACGUUGCUUUGAAAAUGGAGAAUCUAUUCUCUGAUGAUGAUGUCAUCUUCAGCACCAUCCAAAACCGCCAUAUCAGAGCACUUUUGUGGUACCAGGGACACCUGCAAAUAUUUGAACGAAGACUUGACACUGACAAGAUUUGGGUCCCCACUACGACUAUCGGCUCGGAGAGCACCAAUGGCAGGCUGAUAUCCGAUUUUGUGAGACGAAAAUUUUUCCUUACCAUGAUGAAAACAAAAAACGCAGGGGAUUAUAAGAUUAUUAUAUCAGGCCUCACUCUUCCAGAAGAAAAUCAAGAUCUAUUAGUAGCUCUGGAAUUGUUGGUAAAGUAUUAUAACACGGACGAUCAUUUUCUUGAUGACGAAAUACGCUAUUUAAUCUUAAAGGGCCAAUUAUGUAAAGAAAUUCCGCAGCCCUAA